Molecule: messenger RNA, 1705 nt
Organism: Tachysurus vachellii
Lineage: Eukaryota; Metazoa; Chordata; Actinopteri; Siluriformes; Bagridae
Product: isoaspartyl peptidase/L-asparaginase
Exons: 7
Coding region: 134-1069 (311 amino acids)
Molecular function (GO): asparaginase activity
Source: RefSeq, a predicted model, not a curated record
CGGAAGUGGGCGGGGACUGAAACUUUGUUUACUAAUGGGUGAAAGAGCUUUAACCGCCUGCUUUCUCAUACAGCUCCAAAACCAUUCGAAGAGUAUUGUGUGGGCUGUUUGUUUGUUUAUCUGCUGAAACGUGAUGAUGAAGGCUGUUCUGGUGGUGCAUGGCGGCGCGUGGGCCAUACCCGACAUGUUGGCUGAGGCAUCAGUGGAAGGGGUGAAAGCUGCUGCUCAGGCUGGGAGUGUUAUUCUGAAGAGUUGGGGGUGUGCGCUGGAUGCUGUUGAAGUGGCUGUGAGAGUGAUGGAGGAUAAUCCGGUUUUUGAUGCAGGUCACGGUGCUGUGCUGAAUACCGAUGGAGAAGUGGAGCUGGACGCUAUGAUCAUGGAGGGAAAAACACUGGCCGCCGGUGCUGUUUCUUCAGUUAGAAACAUUGCUAACCCUGUUAGCCUUGCCCGUGCUGUAAUGGAAAAGACCGAGCAUGUCAUGUUGACCGGCCAAGGAGCGAACCUGUUUGCAGAGAGCAUCGGUGUUCCUUCUGUACCAACACAGGCUUUGGUGACUGAACAGGAGAGGAAAGAGUGGCAGCACUACAAGGAGUACAGUGUUGGUGUCAAAGAGCUUUUUAACUCACAGCGUGACCAUGACACUGUUGGAGCAGUGGCUCUGGAUGCAUUUGGGAAUGUUGCCUGUGCAACUUCGACAGGAGGAAUCAGGAACAAAAUGGUGGGAAGAGUUGGAGAUUCUCCUUUCAUUGGAUCAGGAGGAUAUGCAGACAAUAAGAGUGGCGCUGUGUCCUGCACUGGCCACGGCGAGUCUAUUCUGAAAGUCACCUUGGCCAGGCUAAUCCUCUUUCACAUGGAACAAGGGAAGUCAGCGUGUGAAGCAGCUGAUUGCUCUCUGCAGUAUAUGGCUGAGCGUGUUCAGGGGGGUGGAGGAGCUGUAGUCGUGUCUCCCACCGGGGACUGGAGUGCGAUGUUUACCACAGAGCGCAUGGCCUGGGCCGCCUUCAAGAGAGAACGUCUUUACUACGGUUUAAACCCGAAAGAAAUGUUUGAGGAAACAUUAAAUUGUUAACGCAUUUGUUGCAUUUUUUUUGUUCAACUCAGUUUUAUGCGAUCGUAAAAUACAAGAAUUAAAAAUUCAUUUUCUCAGGGGAGAAAAUAAACAGUUUGGACUUGCUAACAUAGGUCUGAAUUUAGCUUUGAACUUUAAAUAUUAAGAAUAUGAGCCCCUCUGUGUCACAGGAGUUGUCAUUCAGCAAGGCUGUAAUAGAGCCGUAUUUACAAACAUACACAAUAUUAUCAAUAUCAUCCACAAUCUUGGACCUUCGUAUCUUCUCGAUCUUCUCCAUACUCCAACACCAACUCGCACUCUUAGAUCCUCCUCUUCCACUCAUUUCAUUGUUCCCUCUGUCCGUCUUGUAACUAUGGGGAAUAGAGCUUUCAGUUACUCUGCAUCUCAGCUCUGAAACUCACUUCUAUCUGAACUCCAUAAUAUUGAUUCUCUUUCAUUAUUUUAAUCUCAACUCAAAACUCAUCUGUUAAAUUUAGCUUAUUCUACACCAUAAUCUGUACUACUGGUCCAACUUGUAUCGCUAUAUCACUAUCUGAUCUUAAUUGUUUUUGUUAUUUUUUUGUUUUUGUACGGUGACCUUGAGUGUUCAGAAAGGCGCCGUUAAAUAAAAUUUAUUAUUAUUAUUAUUAUUAAUAA